AUGAAUCGGUGGUACCUGCUAGAAGACAACCAUAAAGAGGAGAGACUGGACGGAGCAUGCUACUCGCGCGAAGAGAAAACGUGUCCGUCGGAACGAGUCGACAUGUUCGUGUCGAUGUGA
Peronospora matthiolae is the source of this 120-nucleotide messenger RNA. The record is from the annotation of a GenBank genome assembly. NCBI's taxonomy places the organism in Eukaryota, Oomycota, Peronosporomycetes, Peronosporales, Peronosporaceae.